Molecule: messenger RNA, 753 nt
Organism: Eutrema salsugineum
Lineage: Eukaryota; Viridiplantae; Streptophyta; Magnoliopsida; Brassicales; Brassicaceae
Exons: 1
Coding region: 1-753 (250 amino acids)
Source: RefSeq, a predicted model, not a curated record
AUGGGAGAGGAUCGUGGAUUUCCCGGGAUGAUAGGAAGCAUCGAUUGCAUGCACUGGGAGUGGAAAAAUUGUCCGACCGCUUGGAAAGGACAAUACACACGGGGUUCUGGAAAACCAACAAUCGUUUUAGAGGCUGUAGCUUCAUAUGAUCUAUGGAUAUGGCACGCGUUUUUUGGCCCUCCAGGUACUCUAAAUGAUAUCAAUGUUCUAGAACGUUCACCAGUUUUUGAUGAUGUCUUACAAGGUAAAGCUCCUAAAGUGAAGUACUUUGUUAACGGACAUCAGUAUAACUUGGCGUAUUAUCUCACCGAUGGAAUUUACCCUAAAUGGGCUACAUUUGUCCAAUCUAUUCCACUUCCACAAGGUGAAAAAGCUACAUUAUUUGCUAAAACACAAGAAUCUGUCCGUAAAGAUGUUGAACGUGCUUUUGGAGUUUUGCAAGCUCGUUUUGCUAUUGUCAAAAAUCCAGCUCUGAUUUGGGAUAAGGUAAAAAUAGGAAAAAUUAUGCGAGCAUGUAUAAUACUUCACAACAUGAUAGUUGAAGACGAACGAGAUGGAUACACACAAUAUCAUGUUGAAGAAUUCACACAAGUAGAGGCAAACAGAACUUCUCAAGUGGAUUUGGCGUAUGAGACUGAUUGGGCUUCAAAUAUGACAAAUUUGAUGGGCAUAAGAAAUAACGUUCGUGAUCAAAAUACGCAUUACCGAUUGACAAAUGAUUUAGUUGAACAUAUAUGGAACAAAUUUGGUUGA